Notothenia coriiceps (black rockcod) is the source of this 910-nucleotide messenger RNA. RefSeq lists its product as uncharacterized. The annotation marks the transcript as partial. The transcript has 4 exons. Lineage: Eukaryota; Metazoa; Chordata; Actinopteri; Perciformes; Nototheniidae. The record is from RefSeq and is a predicted model, not a curated record.
AUAACGCCAUCGUCUACGGAAACAGCAUCGACGUUUUCACCACCGUUGAGACUUUGCUCAACCUCGGGAUUCUGGGUAAUCGUAUCCAUGUCGUCUUCACGCCUCCCGAGCCCGGCGCCUCCUGCUUCAGCGACCCGGAGGUGGAGAAAGCUGUGGCGACGGCCCUGAAGAAGGCCGAGGUUCAGGUCCACCAUCACUGCCUGCUGGCCCUCAUGAACAACGGAGAAAACCCCGACCCCCUCACAUCUGUGACCUUCACUACAGACGCAGAGACCCUCAAUCUGCAGUGUGGGGUGUUCAUUAAUCUCUCCAAUAAAGCCGUGGACUCUGAGGCCUUCCGGAGCAUCAACGACUCCUUCCUGGUGUUCGACAGCAGACUCGUCAUAGACGCCACUUUCCACACCAGCGAUUCCUCCAUUUCUGCAGCCGGACCUCUCACCAAAUUCUCCCGCAGCUACUACUCCGACGAGUGGUCGAACGCAAACUUCAACUCUAAGGAGGUGGGCCGGGAUCUGGCGGCCAUGUUGCUGCGUCUCUUCGACCCCACGUUGGAGCCCGCGAUGGAGACCCCUCCAGAAACAGAGCGCCUCGUUCCGCUGUACGGACAGGCCAAGAUUCAAGGUGGGAAGCUUCCCGGAGGAUUUCACUUCCUGCAGGUCACUACACCGUCUGCCACCCAGCUGACCGCUCCUCCUGUUCAACAGGACAGCUGCUUGGUCACGGGGCGUGUGGAGACGGGGAACUACUUCUCGUUACACCUGGACAGCUACGAGCAGGUGGAGGCGCUCACCUGUCUCUCCCUGAAGCCCCUCCCCCUCUCCAACUACCUGAGUCUGUAUGGUAAACAGCAGCAGCUGCUGGGCCAGCUGAGCAGCCGCUACCAGCAGGGCCUGAUCCCAGACCUGCACAG